Molecule: messenger RNA, 2574 nt
Organism: Folsomia candida
Lineage: Eukaryota; Metazoa; Arthropoda; Collembola; Entomobryomorpha; Isotomidae
Product: charged multivesicular body protein 6-A
Exons: 5
Coding region: 227-883 (218 amino acids)
Biological process (GO): vesicle budding from membrane; late endosome to vacuole transport via multivesicular body sorting pathway
Cellular component (GO): multivesicular body; ESCRT III complex
Source: RefSeq, a predicted model, not a curated record
UUUUGUUUAUUUAUUUCAGUGUGAAUUUUUUUCUGUAGCGGUUCGGCCCGAAUCUCACAUUUCCCACUGUUGAUAUUUACUCCGGAAUUUCAAUUCGUCAUUCAAUCUUUGGGAGUGUGCAUCGCCAAACCCCUGUGUUUUUUUGGAAUUUUUAAUUUAUUCCCCCAAACAAUAAUUAUUACUCAAUUAUUAAUCAAGUGCCCAAUUUCAUUUUAGGAACAGAAUUAUGGGGGGUCUUUUUUCAAAAAAGAAAUCCUCCGAGUCUCGGGUCACAGAGCAAGAUAAAGCAGUUUUGGAGCUGAAAAAGCAACGAGACCAGCUUAAGCAGUACCAGAAGAAUAUUCUUACUAAUUUGGAGAAAGAACGAGAAUUGGCGAGAAAAUUAUUGUUGGAGGGGAAGAAAGACCGUGCCAAACUCCUUCUAAAAAAGAAACGCUUUCAAGAAUCUAUUCUAGAAAAGUCUGAAAAACAGUUGGACAAUAUUGACGAGAUGUGUCACUCUCUAGAAUUUGCCCAGAUAGAGAUAAAGGUACUGGAUGGACUAAAGUCUGGAAACGAAGCUCUCAAAAAGGUUCACGACAUGAUGUCGAUUGACGAUAUUGAAAAGAUCCUGGAAGAGACGAGAGAAGGGGUGGACAAGCAGAAUGAAAUUGACGCCCUGUUGAGUGGUUCUUUAAGCCCGGAGGACUUGGAGGAAGUGGAAACUGAACUGGAGAAAAUUAUGGAGGAAGAGAACAUUCAGAUGCCCAAAGAUGUGCCGUUAUCUCCAGCUGAAUCUGAAGCUUUGUCUCUCCCAGAAGUCCCAGAGACUCCGUUGCCAGAAAUUCAAGAGAAAGAACGGCCAAUUAAGGAUGGGAAAAAGGUCUUGGUUCCAGCGUCGUGAACAAAAGCUGACGUAGAUGGUGAUAAAACGACAUCUCGUUCAGAUAUACACUUAUUGCUACUACUACUACCAUACUGCUACGUACUACUUUUAUGCUACAAAAAGCUGCUGCUACUAAGCUAUGAUGCUGCAUUACCUAACAACCCAUGUAACCUACCUAACUGAAAAUGUGAAGUGAAAAGUGAAACAAUCACCUUACUCGAGCCGAGUCAAUAGAAAGAGUUAAACAUUGCAUGAAUUAAUUAAUCAUAAGAAUUAAAUACGACACAGUUCCUUUAUAAUUCUUAUUUGUUGGACUCAGUCAAGGUUCAGUCAGAUUAUUUUACUGGUAAUUAAAUUUGGUUAUCUUAGAAUAUUUAAUUGUUCAAUGUGUGGUAUAUAUCCCUCCUUAUCAAUUAAAACGUUUUGUGUCACAUUAAUACAACCUCAAUUUUAGAUUGUAUAAAACACGCAAUCAUCUUUCAUGAUUGCUCAAAUAGAUCUUUAGGCUAGGGCAGGAAGCAAGCUAAUGUAUGUAUCUUACACAAUGUAAAUGAACAGCCACUGGAAUUGGCAAAUUUGAAACGACUUCCUCAUACAUGUAUAGACUGCUACUAAUUAUUCUCUGUAAAAUUUGCUACUACUCAUGUAUAAUGAAUUUCAUAACAACUCUUUUCUUUACUGCAAAAAAUGCUUUAAAUGUUUAGAAUCAUCCAGGCAGAUAAUAAGAAUAUAACACUAAUAAUUUAGUGUAAUAGGUUUACUAUACGCCAUUGUUUGUUGGAUGGAACUUGGAAGCAGUGCUGAGUUUAAUUAACUUGCAUAAAUACUAUGCAUGCACCACAUACAUACUUGUAUAUUGUUGUUAUAUGUAUUGUACUAUGUAUGAAUAAAACAUCGCGCUUUCAUUAGUCCUUACAACACUAAUUUCGUAAUUAAAUAGCAACUAAUGAUGAUAUUAUGAAUAUAAUAGGCUGAUUCAAUGUGUAGAUAAUAGAAACUGAAAAUUUUUACAUUUGUUAUGUAACCUCACUACUAAAUAAUGAUGUGAAUCUCUAGUCUUACUACCACUGAUGUUGUUGUCAUUCAUUGUUGUAAUAAUGGUUAUUUUGCCUAUUAGAAAUAUUUUAUUAUAUGUUAGUCAUUUUCGUCCAAAUAGUAAAUAUAUAUACACGUGUAGGCUACACGGAAAGACAAAUAGUCAGCGACUCAGCGUGUUACCAAAAAUUAAUGUUUAAAAAAUAUUUCAAGAAACGACUGGAGAAUUACUUACAAAGCAACUGUAUGUAGAUUGAAUAUUAGUUAAUGCCUUAAAUAUCUCUACACGUGCCGUGGAUAUUCUCUUAUCAAGCUUACAUUAUGUGCUUUCGUACUCAUAUCUCUCUUGACCUUGGGGUCAAGUCGACGCUAUAAAUAUUACCACUAUGCAUUAUUGCUGCUGCUACUACUACUACUACGCUAUGAAAUAUUUUCGUUAAGCUUUAUUCUUUAGAGUUGGUUGUGUAAUACCAAAUAAUAUUGACGAUUAUUACGUGUCCAUCCAUCUUGUCCUGAUCGUCUCAUAACGUUACCUCUGACUAUAUGAUAUUAUUAUGACGUUAUUUUAAAGCAUCAAGACUCUCAGCUAUUUAGUUAGCUUAAUUCUCUUCUGUUGCUUAAACUUAUUCAAAACUGAAUAAAUUGAUUGAUUUAUCACUACUGCUAAUAAUGAA